Sinocyclocheilus anshuiensis is the source of this 1036-nucleotide messenger RNA. Its product is annotated as butyrophilin subfamily 1 member A1-like. NCBI's taxonomy places the organism in Eukaryota, Metazoa, Chordata, Actinopteri, Cypriniformes, Cyprinidae. Gene Ontology annotation, biological process: regulation of cytokine production; T cell receptor signaling pathway. The coding region runs from base 8 to 658 and encodes 216 amino acids. Gene Ontology annotation, molecular function: signaling receptor binding. The transcript is spliced from 2 exons. The record is from RefSeq and is a predicted model, not a curated record. Gene Ontology annotation, cellular component: external side of plasma membrane.
AAUAGAGAUGCGUGCUUUUAAACACCAGACAGUGAAUUGCAAUGAGAGGACUGUCUUGCAAUGCGGAGUCAGCUCAUCAAUGCCGUUGAACUUUGUUAAAGCGUACUGGAAAAAACAAGACGAUAAAGAUUUUGAAUGUGUUUCAACAUCCAGCAAUAACCCUCCAGGAUUUGAGUGCAACUACACAGGGGGAGCACUGACAUUAACCAUCUCAAAUCCCACACCAGCAAACAUGGGCACAUACUUUUGUUGUAUAAGGACAGACUCUGGACAUGGAAAAGAAAAAAUCGACGUGUCUAUAGGACAAUGCACCGGAGAAUUCUCCAACCAGAUGGCUGGACCCAAACAAAUGCAGUGCAGCUUCAAUGGUGUGUACCCAGAGGCCAUAAUAAACUGGUAUCAUUAUGACAAGAACCUGACUUCCAACUCUACAAGCACAAGCCUGGUGAACUCUGACGGAACGUUCAACGUCACAAGUGUCCUCAACAUCCAGGACAAUCAAAAGAGAUAUAACUGCUCACUGUGGUCACUCAAACACGGACGAUACAGUGAUCAAGAGUUCGAAGUGGCAGAUCAAGCUGAGUUCAGUCCUGUUAGCAGGAUCAGCACACAACAUUGUUUAUCAUGGACUCUUAUCCUUCUUAGCCUGAUGUUUUAAUUGAGAGCCUGUUUGUCUUUAUAAUCUUUACAUACCAACUCAUACCAACUCUCACAAGACCUGAUGACAAAACCAAAGAUCUGGUGGAGUUUCAUAAAUGGAAUUCACCAGAUAAACUGAUCAUCUAAUCAAUAUAGUGUCAGACCUUUUACCUGCCAUGUGGUAGGUCUGGAUGUAAUUAAAGACCAGGGAAUCCCUGAAGACAUGGCCACUGGAUAUGGCAGCGAACUGACAUUUGACCCACAACUUCAAGUCAUGACUUGAUUUAUUCAAGAAAACGCUCACAUGAAAAACCCAAACUAUUUCAAACAGCAUUUUGAAAAUGUAUUUGUUCCCAUUCUUUAUGCAAAAUAAUGUAUGAUCUCAAAUUAAUUGAAA